AAAAAUAAUUGAAAAUCAAAUCACAUUUUUUCGAGUAUUGGGAUAAUUCAAAAUUAUGAUACCGAUUAUGGAUAAACUAAUAUGAAAUGGUGGUUUCUAAAGGCAAGCUGAAAUUUGAUCAAUUUUGAAAAUAUACAGUGAAUUCCUUGCAAUCCAUCAAGCACAGGAAGAGGGACUAUAAACCCUAAUCCCCAUUAGUGCAGAGAGGUCUUGUAAGGGAAAUGCUCAUCAGAUUCAGAGGCAAAGCUGUAGUUGUAUCAACUCACUGUCUCAUAAAUCAUUGCAAUGGCUUUAGAGACUUCCGUUUCACAUCUCAAUAUCUCUACUCAUCAACCUCUACACCUGCCCCGACCCAUUUCUUGGUGAAAUACCUUGUUGAUUCUCUCGGAUUCUCCGAUGAAGAAGCUGCCUCUACAUCCUCCAAGGUAACUUCAUUGAAAAACUUAAAGAAUCCUCAUUUAGUCAUCAAUUUCUUGAAACAAAUCGGUUUAGACGACACCCAGAUGAAAAAAAUGGUUUCUUUAGCACCCAAAAUGCUAUUAUCUGAUGUUUCCAAAACCCUAAAACCCAAAUUCCAGUGCCUCAUGGAUAUCGGGUUAUCCGGGUCGGACCUGGUGGAUGUAAUUGCUAAAGAUUCAAAAAUUGUUGAAAGAGGUUUAGAUACUCAUUUGAGACCUACAAUUGAUUGUCUUAGGAGAACUUUGGGUAGUGAUGAAAAUGUAGUUAAGGCGUUAAAGAGAGCUCCUUGGUUGCUUACUUUUGGUGCUCAUAAUAUUAUGGAGACUAAUAUACUGUUGUUGAAAAAUUGUGGUGUUCCUGAUGAGGGAAUGAAAACACUCCUGCUUAGAAAUCCUAGGUAUUUUGCACAAAAGCCUGAGUGGAUUAAGAGUUUGUUGCAUAGGGUGGAGAAUGAUUUUCGAGUUCCGCUUGACUCUCCUAUGUUUCCUUAUGGAUUUCAUACAUUAGCCUCGCAAAAGCAGUGUACCGUGGAUAGGAAGAUUGGAAUUUUCAAGAGUUUUGGAUGGUCUGAUAAUGAGAUACUUGAGAUGUUUGGUAAGUUCCCUUAUUGUAUUGCUCAGUCAGAGGUCAAAAUUCAGAAAGCAUUGAAUCUUUACAUGAAUGAGCUUGGUUCUGAACCUGCUUACUUGGCUUCUCAGCCGUCAGUUUUGAUCUAUAGUCUGGAAAAAAGGGUGCUACCUCGGAUGCAAGUCUUGAAAAUUUUGGAUGAAAAUAAGCUUGAGAGGAGAAAGUUGGCUCUUUAUACUGUUGUGAGCUUAUCAGAGACAAAGUUCAUUGAUUAUUUUGUGCUGCCCUACAAGGAUCAGAUACCUGAUUUGUAUGAAUUACUUAAGAAAACUGUGGCUCCCUAGCCGUUUUAGUUUAACCUUUUUAAAAUCAUAUUUUGUAGGCCGAUGUGUUUCUUUUUUCAGUUUGUAUUCUGAAAAUUACAAUCGGGGUGUCAUUUCUGUCCUUGUAAAGGAAAAAUAUCAUUGGAGGUUUGAGAAGUAUUUAUUUGCUUCCCAUUUGGAAAUUCUUCCUUUUCUGAUUACGAACUGUUUGCUAAUCAAUCCAUUUAUUGCCACAUGA
Molecule: messenger RNA, 1587 nt
Organism: Solanum pennellii
Lineage: Eukaryota; Viridiplantae; Streptophyta; Magnoliopsida; Solanales; Solanaceae
Product: transcription termination factor MTERF5, chloroplastic-like
Exons: 1
Coding region: 222-1370 (382 amino acids)
Biological process (GO): regulation of DNA-templated transcription; chloroplast organization
Cellular component (GO): chloroplast
Molecular function (GO): double-stranded DNA binding
Source: RefSeq, a predicted model, not a curated record